ACUAUAUUUAUACAAUCUGUAUGCUAACUUCUAUGAGGUGUUUCCACCAAUCAAAACAUUCUAAAUGUACAGCUCAUCAUUGUCAGUUUAUUGCAUAAAUAGAUCAUCAACUAACAGCUCUAACAGCUCUAACAACCUUCCUUAAAUCUAGGGAAUCAGUUAGCCACUGCUUCUAGAAGUUGUUGAGCUGGUCAUUGUGUGCACAAGGUUGCUGCUGCUUGCUUUGCUUUGCUUUGAUAUGUUGGUUGCUCGUGUGGUGCAAGGCUGAAUACCAUGCUGAAUACCAACAUUUAAAGAUGAGCAAACCCAAGAAACGUUGUCCUAAAGGUGGUGAAUCAGUUGGACUGUUAGCAUUAUUGUGUCACCAGAUUGAAAGCAAUAAUAUGGUUUUUAAAGAUGUCAGUCAAGCCAGAAUACUGUUAGAGAAGAAGCUUACAGAAUCUGAUAUGAAUGAUGGUCAAGCGCGAUUGACAUUGCAGAGUCUAGCCCCUUUUCUAACUCGGGAUGAGUAUCAUUUUUUGAAAAAGGAAGUUAGUCCAAACAAAAUGAAUAAGAUGGGUGUGAAGGUGAUUAUGAGAUCUUCUGAGUAUCGUAUGCAUCUAAGUUUAUGGAACGACAAUGAAAAUAACAAUUCUGGAUGCAAAUUUGUUUUGGAAAACGAGUGGAAUAAACUCAAGACCGACAACAAGCUGCAGAAAGGGGAUUUCAUACAAAUUUUGUCAUUUCGGUCUAAGAAGUGCCUGAAUUUUGCAUUUCUUGGUCCUAAACGUAGCUUCAAGUUGUUAGGGACUACAAUUGAGAGUUACCCCUGGUAGUAUUAUUUAAUAUAAUGUAUAAGUUAUAGAUUGAUUAAUUGUAGUCUUGU
Messenger RNA from Spinacia oleracea (spinach), 865 nucleotides. RefSeq names its product B3 domain-containing protein At2g31720-like. Bases 297 to 815 code for a protein of 172 amino acids. NCBI's taxonomy places the organism in Eukaryota, Viridiplantae, Streptophyta, Magnoliopsida, Caryophyllales, Amaranthaceae. The transcript has a single exon. The record is from RefSeq and is a predicted model, not a curated record. Gene Ontology annotation, molecular function: DNA binding.